Molecule: messenger RNA, 2333 nt
Organism: Mytilus californianus (California mussel)
Lineage: Eukaryota; Metazoa; Mollusca; Bivalvia; Mytilida; Mytilidae
Product: E3 ubiquitin-protein ligase MARCHF5-like
Exons: 6
Coding region: 363-1220 (285 amino acids)
Molecular function (GO): zinc ion binding
Source: RefSeq, a predicted model, not a curated record
AACUAGUGUUGCUACGGACUUCCGGUUCAUUUUUUUUCAGAAAAAAUUCUGACCGGGCAUCUGAUUUUACUUGUCUGUAUUGCAGUCAGACACUUAAGAAACAUAACAACACAAGAGGAAACACAUUUUGGUUUCAGAGUACUCUAAAUUUGCGUAGAAACUAUGCCUUAAGCUGAUAAGGGGAAGGUUGAUUGAACUUCUACCAUCUGCACAUACGAUUGUUGUUUUUUUUCUUCACUGAUGUUGAUCAUGUUAUGUUGUAAACAUCACUAAAUUGUGACUGAAACUUACUUUAUUUUGAUUUUUAAAACCAUUCAGACUUAUUUUCCUGUGAAUAAGAAUGUCUUGAUUCUGAUCUGAUUAUGUCUGUUGCUAAACUAUACCACAGAUUGUCUGAGGAAGAAAGGAGAUCAUGCUGGGUGUGUUUUGCUACAGAUGAAGAUGACAUGGAGGCAGGUUGGGUCCAGCCAUGUAUGUGCAAAGGAACAACAAAAUGGGUCCACCAAUACUGUCUUCAGAGAUGGAUAGAUGAGAAGCAAAAAGGAAACAGUACUGCCAAAGUAGCUUGUCCACAGUGUAAUAUGGAGUAUAUCAUUAUAUUCCCUAAAGUUGGCCCUGUUGUAUAUAUAUUAGAGAAAUGUGAUAAGAUAGCCAACAUGAUUUGCCCAUUCCUUGCUGGUAGUGUUAUUGUUGGAUCUUUAUGGUGGACAGCUGUUACUUAUGGUGCCAUAACUGUCAUGCAGGUGCUAGGUAGUGAAGAAGGGGUACAUGUUAUGCAGGUGGCCGAUCCACUUUUUCUUCUGAUCACAUUACCAACUAUUCCCAUUAUGAUGAUUCUGUGUAAAAUGGUACGAUGGGAAGACUACGUUUUACGAUUGUGGAGAAAACAUUCUGCCAAACUUCCAUUCUAUACUAACUUGUUUCCUGAUGCUUUUAGAAAUUCCAGAAUACCUGCAGAAACAGCUCCUUUAUCUGACCCUAUUUCUAUUCUUCGAGUGAUGUGUGGUGCUCUGAUCAUGCCAACUAUUGCUACCAUUGCAGGCAAAGUCAUGUUUGGAACUGUCAGAUCUAACUUUCAAAGAACUCUGUUGGGUGGUAUUGGUUUCAUUGCUAUCAAAGGUGUACUAAAGAUUUACUACAAACAACAGCAGUAUUUACGUCAAGCUAACCGAGUUAUAAUGGACUAUAAACCACCAGAUCGUAUACCCUCACCUCCAUAAUGUCAUAUCAAUUGAACUUUGUAUCUUAAUUUGAUGUACAUAAAUGAAACAUUUUAACUUGAAGGAAAUGUUAUACUUAGUCAGUCACAAAUGGUAUCCAUUGUUUUAUUUUUUUCACUAAAAUGUUUAUUGGUAAAUAUGAUUAUAUAUUCAUAUCUACUUUGAUAUUUAUCAUAGAAAACGGUAUGAUAUGAGAGCCAUUUACUUUCCUUGGAAUUCUAAAAUGAAAAAUAUAAAGGUUUGAAAGAGCUAUCACAUGAGCCUGUUUUAUUUGAAUAUUGUCUUGUGUAUUUUGUCAUGAACUUUUCGAUAUAAACUACAGCCUCACACUAUAAUAAAAAGUAAAAUAACAAAAAUACUGAACUCCAUGGGAAAAAUUCAAAACAGAAAGUCCUUCAUCAAAUGGCAAAAUCAAAAGAUCAAACAAAUGGAAAACAAAUUUAUCAAUGUAGACAUGUCAAUGACAUCAUAUUGAUAUCACAGUGACAUUUCUGAAAUAAGUGUCCAGAUUAUAUGAUCCUAUUCAUUUGUCAAUAAAAUUACCAAAAAAAUUGAAAUUAUUGAAAAUUUCUAUUUUUGCAAUUCCAGGGGACAGAUAACGACUCUUAUCAUACCUUUUUCUUUUGUCUGUUCAAUUUUGUACAGUAAAUUAAAGUUACUGGAACAAAAAUGUCAACCAAUAUUGUAUCAAAAGGCUCAAAGUUUAUAAGGAAUUUGAAUUUAUAUCUUCCUAUAUAAAGGCAUACUUAGACAUGCCACUAGCAUCCCAUGGUAACUUAUUUUUAUACGUUUAGAUUAUAAAUGGGUUGCAAUUUCACCAUCAAUCGGUCAGCUAGUUUUUCUGUACCCAAAACCCUAUGUUGAGACCAAACUUUGCUCUUGCUCCUUAAUGCUGCGUUCUUAUCGGAGAAGAUUGGAAUACCAAUUUUCAAGUCUUUGGUUUGACAUGGCCGGGGUUCCAACCCCAAACUGUGAUACAGCAAAGAAAAUUGUCAGACCUUUGAAAGAAACAGUGUAUAACUCUGUUGGUUUAUCUUUUAAAAUUGUCAUGCUUGUACAUGUAAUUGUACCAUUCUGCAGAUGUUUCACUGCCAUGAUUGUAGGUUGUUUAUU